Molecule: messenger RNA, 3898 nt
Organism: Lotus japonicus
Lineage: Eukaryota; Viridiplantae; Streptophyta; Magnoliopsida; Fabales; Fabaceae
Product: DNA repair protein RAD5A
Exons: 20
Coding region: 118-3138 (1006 amino acids)
Molecular function (GO): hydrolase activity, acting on acid anhydrides, in phosphorus-containing anhydrides; ATP binding; zinc ion binding
Source: RefSeq, a predicted model, not a curated record
UGGAGAGACUCACUCAACUCACUUGGUUGGUCCCCGCCUCUUUCGUAAUUUAUGAAUUCUUUUUGAGUUUUCCUCUUCCUCUUGGCGCGAAAUCACGACGUUAGGGUUAGGGUUCCGAUGGGGAGCAAAGUCUCCGACCACCACCUAUCCACCGUCCGAUCCAUCGUCGGUCCCGAAUUCACCGACAUGGAAAUCAUCAGAGCCCUACACAUGGCCAAAAACGACGUCACCGCCGCCAUCAACAUCAUCUUCGACACCCAAACCCACACCCCCAAAUCCAAACCCACCCGCUCCACCGCCACCAAACCGCGACGAGUUUCUCCUCCUAAAUCAACCCCUAACGCUGUCGCCGCCAUCACCGACAUCGACGGAGGAGCUAGCAGUAGCUGCCCUGUUGGGCCCGACGAUUGGUGGUUUGUGGGUUGCGGUGAAGUGGCAGGGUUGUCGACUUGUAAAGGGAGAACUGUGAAAUCAGGUGAUGCAGUGGUUUUCAGGUUUCCCAACAAGAAGCCCUCUGCUUCGCCCUCUACGGCUAAAGGGUUCGGACGUGCCGCCGCAACUUGUACGGAGAUUGUUCGAUUUUCGACUGAGCCAGCUGGAGAGAUUGGUAGAAUACCAAACGAAUGGGCUCGGUGUCUCUUGCCUCUUGUGCGGGAUAAUAAGGUUAAGGUUGAAGGGCUAUGUAAAUUUGCGCCUGAUGUUUUGGGCAUCAUGGACACCAUUGCUUUGUCGGUCAGUGUCUUCAUCAAUAGGUCAAUGUUUGUUAAGCGUCACCAGGUUUCUCUCAAGGAUGCUACCAGUUCCACAGAUGAAUCAGUGUUUCAUCCUCUUCCAACCCUGUUUCGGUUGCUUGGCCUUAGCCCUUUUAAGAAGGCAGAGUUAACUCCUGGUGACUUCUGUACCAACAAGCGUCCUUUCAGCCAAAAGGUCACAUUACCCCAUGCCAAGACUGAGCGUCCUUCUCAAAAUGGUGAUGAGAAUGAAAAUGAUGAUUCCAUUUCUGAAGUUGAUCUUGAAAACAUUGUUGGUGUCGGAUCAGGCUCAGAGUUAGAGGAAAUGGAUCCCCCUGGAAAUCUUCUAUGUGAAUUGCGGCCCUAUCAAAAGCAGGCACUUUAUUGGAUGAUCCAGAUGGAGAAGGGACGAUCUGUAGAUGAGACAGAUACAACUCUUCAUCCAUGUUGGGAUGCAUAUCGCCUGGCUGACAAGAGGGAGCUUGUUAUUUAUUUGAAUGCAUUUUCUGGUGAAGCUACAAUAGAAUUUCCUAGCACCCUUCAAAUGGCCAAAGGAGGAAUUUUGGCAGAUGCUAUGGGGCUUGGAAAGACCAUCAUGACCAUAUCCCUUCUUGUUGCCCAUUCAGGAAGGGGUGGAUCAUUAGGCAGUCAAGCGAUGACUCAGUCCUUCAUUGAAGGUGGUGAGGUUAGUGAUACAGUGGACAAUUUUUCUCACAUACCGAAGAAAGCAUCCAAAUUUACUGGUUUUGAUAAAAUCAUAAAGCAAAAGAAUGCUCUAACAAGUGGAUGCAGCUUGAUAAUAUGUCCCAUGACUCUUCUCGGGCAGUGGAAGGUAGAGAUUGAAACUCAUGUCAGUCCUGGGUCUCUUUCUCUAUAUGUUCAUUAUGGACAAAGUAGGCCAAGAGAUGCAAAAAGUCUGGCCCAAAGUGAUGUUGUAAUUACAACAUAUGGAGUUUUGGCUUCUGAAUUUUCCAAUGAGAAUGCAGAGAAUAGUGGUGGACUCUUCUCUAUUCGGUGGUUUAGAGUGGUCCUUGAUGAGGCACAUACUAUAAAAUCUUCUAAAAGCCAAGUUUCUAUGGCAGCUGCUGCUCUAAUUGCUGACAAACGUUGGUGUCUUACUGGGACUCCUAUCCAGAACAACCUGGAGGAUAUUUACAGUCUUCUUCGGUUUCUGAGAAUAGAGCCUUGGGGUCAUUGGGCCUGGUGGAACAGACUAAUUCAGAAACCUUUUGAGGGUGGCGAUGAGAGAGGGUUGAAGUUAGUUCAGUCCAUUUUGAAGCCAAUCAUGUUGAGGAGAACCAAAAAUAGCACAGAUCGAGAGGGAAAACCUAUCCUAGUUCUUCCUCCAGCGGAUAUGCAGAUAAUUUACUGUGAACCCACAGACGCUGAAAAGGACUUUUAUGAGGCCCUAUUUAAAAGAUCUAAGGUAAAGUUCGACCAGUUUGUUGAACAAGGGCGCGUUCUUCAUAAUUAUGCUUCCAUACUAGAGUUACUUUUACGCCUUCGGCAAUGUUGUGAUCAUCCAUUUCUUGUAAUGAGUCGGGGUGAUACUCAAGAAUUUACUGAUCUAAACAAACUAGCUAGGCGCUUCCUUAAAGGAACCUCUAAUGCUUCAGAAGGUGAAACCAAAAAUGCGCCCUCACGGGCUUAUGUUCAAGAAGUUGUGGAAGAGCUACGUAAAGGGGAGCAGGGAGAAUGUCCAAUAUGUCUUGAAUCAUUUGAAGAUUCAGUGUUAACGCCUUGUGCUCACCGUUUAUGCCGGGAAUGCCUCUUGGCAAGUUGGCGGAGUUCUACUUCUGGUUUAUGUCCUGUUUGUAGGAAAAUAAUCAGCAAGCAGGAUCUCAUCACUGCCCCUACUGAGAGUCGGUUUCAGGUUGAUAUUGAGAAGAACUGGGUAGAGUCAUGCAAGGUAACUGUUCUUUUGAAUGAACUUAAAAGUCUCUGCUCAUCAGGCUCCAAGAGCAUUGUUUUCAGCCAGUGGACUGCUUUUCUUGACCUCUUGCAGACCCCCUUUACUCGGAACAACAUUUCAUUUGUUCGUCUUGAUGGGACUUUGAAUCAGCAGCAGCGGGAAAAAGUAAUCAAAAAAUUCUCAGAAGACAGCGACACCAUGGUGUUAUUGAUGUCUCUAAAAGCUGGAGGAGUGGGUAUAAACCUAACAGCUGCUUCCAAUGCUUUUGUGAUGGACCCAUGGUGGAAUCCGGCUGUUGAGGAACAAGCUGUUAUGCGUAUUCAUCGCAUUGGACAAACAGAGAAGGUGGCCAUCAAACGGUUUAUUGUGAAGGGGACAGUUGAGGAGAGAAUGGAAGCAGUAAAAGCACGUAAACAACGAAUGAUUUCUGGUGCCUUGACCGAUCAAGAAGUUCGAACUGCACGGAUUGAGGAGUUGAAGAUGCUUUUUACUUAAACCACUGUACUAGUGCAGGCACUGUUUGCUGUUAGAUGCAUCAUGUCUCUUUCGCCAAUUUCAAUUUUGCAUCCCAUGGCUUUCCUUUGGUAAGUGCCCGUGAUUCCAAUUCCAAGAUAGUUGUGAAUCAUAAUAUAAAGGUGCUUCGUAGGUGGCACUUGAGCCAGGGAGCUCUCUCUUGGUUUGUUACUGAUGCAGGGAGAUCAAGUUUUGUGGACACUCUUGAUCAACAUCAUGCUUGAAUAAGGCAGUUUGAAAGGGAAGUGAAAGUUAGGUGAAGAUCUUUGAUUUCAUUGGGGUAAAUAAUGGUGCAGUUAUGCCAUGUUUGGGAGCAGGGAAAACAGUGGAAAUGAGAGGAGUGGACGGGGACUUAUUUCCCGUUGUUUUGAUGUUUAAGUUAAAAAAUAAGGGAACUCCCUUCUCCUUGUUUUGGGACUUGAAAAUAGAGGUUGAGUAUAUAAUUCAAUAACUAUUUAGUUGAAAUUGCUUGGAGGGGAAGAAUUCUUGAGUAUUGAAGUAGCAUAAGAGAAGUAUUCCAUCCUAAUCUUCCCGUUUGGGCAUGUCUCCUCAUCUGUUUCCCUUUAUAUUCAUCCUGACAAUACAUUGUAAUUAGGGUUCACUGAUUAUAAAUUUUAGUUUACACUGCUUAAACGAUCUAGUCAUGGAACUUUUAGAAUCCACUGUACAUUACAUGUAAUGUUUACUUGUAACGAUCACCACCAUUUCAUGAAAUGCCCUAUGUGGUUUAUAUUGUGGCUCA